Molecule: messenger RNA, 1593 nt
Organism: Penicillium atrosanguineum
Lineage: Eukaryota; Fungi; Ascomycota; Eurotiomycetes; Eurotiales; Aspergillaceae
Product: cytochrome P450
Exons: 4
Coding region: 1-1593 (530 amino acids)
Molecular function (GO): heme binding; monooxygenase activity; oxidoreductase activity, acting on paired donors, with incorporation or reduction of molecular oxygen
Source: RefSeq, a predicted model, not a curated record
AUGUUCUCCAUUUCAGAGCUAGUGAUCAACGUCCUUCUGUCCGUGUGCAUCCUUAUCAUUUCUCGCUUUCUUUGGAACUACCUCCGCUCCCCACUGAGAUCCUUCCCGGGCCCGCUGCCAACCAGCUUCACCAACAUAUGGCGCCUGCAAGACGUGUUCAAAGGACGCUGUGAUAUCACGCAUAAUGAACUACACCGCAAGUAUGGACCCGCUGUUCGGAUGGGUCCCAAUCUCCUGAGCCUCUCCGAUCCGAACUUGAUCAGUCAAGUGUACAACACCAAGAACCCGUGGCUCAAGAGUGAUAUGUACAACGUCAACGAUGCUAUCGUCUCGGGAACCCGUUACAAAAACCUCUUCUCGAACCAGGAUGAGAAGUGGCACUCGACAUUCAUUCGUCCGAUCAAGAACCUGUACUCCAUGAGCAAGGUACAAGACAUGGAGCAUAACGUGGAUAUCACCAUCGAACUAUUUCUCGAGAAGCUCCGUGAGCGGUUUGUCCGUCCGGCAAAGACGUGUGAGGUGUCGGAAUACAUCAAUUUCUUUGCAUGGGACGCAAUGAGCCAGAUCACAUUUUCCAAGGACCUCGGGAUUCUUGAAGCAGGCUGCGAUUACAAGGGCUUCCUAGGAAGAUCGACAAAGACACUCGACUAUUUCGCCUCGAUUUGUCAGGUCCCAAUGCUAGACUACAUCUUCGACAAAAACCCAAUCAUGCGAAUUGGCCCACCAACAUUCGUCUGGGCCAACAUAUUCAGCGUCGAACAACUCCAAACCCGCUACGAAGAAGCCACACCAAUAAGCCACAUCGACUUCCUAGCCAAGUUCCUCGAAGUCAAGAAGAAGCAUCCAGAGCUUGUAAAUGACGGCACCGUCAUUCUCUACCUCCUCUCGAAUGUACUAGCAGGCAGUGACUCCACCGCUGGAGCUCUCUGCGCCACGAUCUACCAUGUUCUUAAGCACCCGGCCGUACACAAGAGACUCGUUUCCGAGCUUCGCGAUGCUAAUUUGACCCUUCCCGCGAAAUGGAAAGAUAUCAAUGGUCUAACGUACCUCGAAGCGGUCAUGCGAGAGUCGAUGCGUAUUAACCCGGGCGUAGGUCUUAUUCUCGAGCGGGUCGUUCCGAAGGGGGGAUUCACUCUCCCUGAUGAACGAUAUGUGCCGGAGGGUACGGUCGUGGGUAUGAAUCCGUGGGUUAUCAGUAGGAACGAAGAAGUCUUCGGAGCUGAUACUGAAGCAUUUAUCCCGGAGCGUUGGUUGAAGGGGCCGGAGGAGACGGAGGAGGUGUUCCAGGCAAGGGUCAAGAGGAUGAAGGCUGCUGAUAUGGCGUUUGGGGCCGGGUCGAGAGCUUGUCUUGGGAGAUACUUGAGUCAGUUGGAGAGCUAUAAGUUGAUUGCGACGCUUUUCUGUUCUUUUGAUGUGAGUCUCCUUGCGCCUGCGGGUUGGAAUGAGGAUUUGGGGUGCGUUUUUGCUAACGGGAUACAGAUGGAAUUGCCGAGUCAGGAACAUGAGUGGGAGAUUACCAAUUCCUGGUUCCUGUAUCAGAAGAAUAUUCCUGUUCGGUUCUUUGAGCGGACUGAUAGGGCUGUAUGUGUUUAG